AUGAGCGGGCCCGAUGUGCUAUUUCCGCUGCGGAACAACUUCUACCUCGGGGCAUUCCAGGCCGCCAUCAACGAGAGCAACGUCCGGGGCUUGGGCGACUCCGAUGCCGUGGAGAAGGAUAGCUUCGUGUACCGCUCUUAUAUUGCGCUCGGACAGCAUCAGCUAGUCAUCGAUGAAAUUAGUGAUGCUGCUCCAACUGCGCUUCAAGCCGUUAAACUCCUCGCAUUGUAUCUAUCAGGAGGAGCUCAAAAGGACAAGGCUCUGUCCGGCUUGUCGGAGUGGUUAUCCGAUUCGGCUGUUUCAAGCAACCCUACGCUGUUGCUCAUCGCCGGAAUGAUCAACACACAUGAACAAAACUACAACGAAGCUCUUAAGUACACACACGUUGGUGGCACUCUUGAUUUGUGUGCACUUAAUGUCCAGAUCUACUUGAAGAUGCACCGCCCAGAUUAUGCAGAGAAGCAACUGAAAAUUAUGCAGCAAAUUGAUGAAGAUCACACUCUUACUCAGUUAGCAAAUGCUUGGGUCAAUCUCUCUUUGGGUGGCGCGAAGGUCCAAGAAGCAUACUACAUCUUCCAAGAGCUGUGUGAAAAAUAUACACGCACUGUUAUGCUGAUGAAUGGUAGCGCUGUUUGUCAAAUGCACAUGGGUCAAUUUGAUGAAGCCGAGUCUCUCCUUCUGGAGGCCCUGAACAAGGAUUCGAAGGACGCCAACACCCUCGCUAAUCUCAUCGUGUGCAGUCUCCACUUGAGCAAGCCAACUGCACGAUAUUUGAGUCAGUUGAAGAUAACACAUCCGAACCAUGUGCUUGUGGAGCGUGCUGCUGCCGGUGAAGCUGCAUUCGAAAGAGCUGUUCAAAGUGUUUCAUAAGAUGAUGCUCAACUGACGGAUCAACGAAACUUGCUUUGCCGUCUUUUUGGCGAGCACCAUUCAAGGACACAUGAGUUGCACUCUUCAAUUUGUGGUCGUCGUGUAGCCAAUCAAUUUCAUCUUAAUUGGGAACUUGUUAGUUCACCAGUUUCAGCUUUCGGUGAUGCGCUCAUGCAUCAUUGAUCAGGGAUUAGGUACUCCGUUUUCAGAUUAGUCAUAGCCAGUUCUACCACACCCCAAGCUCUAUGUUCCUAAGUCUUUUUAGGUCACCUACCCGGCGUUCUUACAGCUCUAGUUUCAAAUUUCAUUUAUUUAAGCUACUUCUUAAAUAUUCUGGAAGCAUACAUGCGUGUGUUAUUCCAGUCGGACUAGGAAUAACAGUUUUUUUUUUUUUUUUUUUUUCACAAAACAUUUGCCUCUAUCAACUCUUUUGGAAGUAUCUAUGCUAAGUUUUGAGGAUACUUGGACACUACUCGGAACGGGGUUUUUCGCAUGGUGAUGAGGUCUAGUAGGUUCACAGAUCGCUGGGUCAGCCAUCGCCUCCGUCUUGUCGCGACCUCUAGCCUUAAGUUCGAGCUUGGAUUUAUACCCAGUCGACACCUGCAAUCCCACAUGUACGCAGACGUUGCCGUUUUGCAACAGCGUUGGAUCUCUCUUUCACGGCCAGAUCCUGGGAAUUGAGAUGACUGUGCCCCUCGUUGAAGAAUCGGUAGAGUUAAAUCAGAAAAACCAACCUAUUCUGAACGAUUCA
Messenger RNA from Physcomitrium patens, 1621 nucleotides. RefSeq names its product coatomer subunit epsilon-1. Gene Ontology annotation, molecular function: protein binding; structural molecule activity. Gene Ontology annotation, cellular component: COPI vesicle coat. Lineage: Eukaryota; Viridiplantae; Streptophyta; Bryopsida; Funariales; Funariaceae. The record is from RefSeq and is a predicted model, not a curated record. Gene Ontology annotation, biological process: retrograde vesicle-mediated transport, Golgi to endoplasmic reticulum; endoplasmic reticulum to Golgi vesicle-mediated transport; intra-Golgi vesicle-mediated transport.